CUGUGCAAACAUAGAUCGUACAUUCAAGCAGAGCUCUGAUUCGAGUAUAUAGUCGAUAAUGUGGUGAAAGUUGCGCUAUUUUUCUGCAUUUUUGAGCUCAAAAUGUCCGUUAGAGAGACGCCGAAGGGUUCAGACGAGAACUUAACUGCCUCCUCUGAUAGUUUUUGGGAGGUAGGYAAUUAUAGAAGGACAGUAAAACGAAUCGAUGAUGGAGCAAAGUUGUGUGAUGAGUUCAUGAAGCUCAUUGCAGAACGAGCAGAGAUUGAAGCAAAGUACUCCUCAAAGCUGAAAAACUGGGCCAAAAAGUGGGAGGAAGCAAUUAAACUUGGACCAGARUAYAAUUCAAUGGAGGCAGCAAUGAAAGGCGCUAUAAAUGAAGCUARUUCAAGAUCCAACGUUCAUACAAAAUGUCGUGACGAUUUGAUGAAUGAAGUUCAUGAGCUAGUCAAGAAAUGGAAAACUGACAACUAUCAUAAAUCGUUAUUUCAAUGGAAAGAAACUAAAGAAGCUGAAGARGGAUUUUCYAAAGCUCAGAAACCAUGGGCUAAGUUUCUAAUGAAAGUGAUGAGAGCUAARAAAGCUUAUCAUGCGGCAGCCAAAGCGAAAGACCAAGCUGAUAAAACUGUGACCGAUGCGAAUAARGACUCAAAUUUCCCUCCAGAUAAACUUAGAAAACUCGAAGAUCUCGCUGAAAAAAAGAGAGAAGAAAUGGAAAAGRCAAAGCAAAAGUAUGAACGAAGAAUUGAUGAAAUCACUCAYGAYCAUAACGACACAUACGCCGAAGGAAUGGCUCGACAAUUCGAGAAGUGUCAAGAGUUUGAAGAGAAGCGACUAGAGUUYAUGAAACAAGCUUUGAUGAAGUACCACCAAAGUUUGGAUAUUUCUGAAGUUAUACCAUUCAAAGAUAUCUUUAUACAAAUGAGUACAACAUUCCAGUUAGCUAAUAGUCAGCAAGAUCUGGAUUGGUGGUCCAGGAAUCAUGGUACUGCUAUGCCUCAUAACUGGCCAGCAUUUGAGGAAUUUGACCCUAAUCAGGUUACACAGAAGCCAGAGAAGUUGCAGUAUGUUGCUAACUCAAAUCAAGUGCCAUUAACUGGUUAUAGAGAAACCAGCCAUGAUGGAAGACCACCGUCGCCACCUCCGUCAUAUACUGGUGCUUAUAUGGAAGAUAACAAUGCCGUACCACAGUACAGCACAACCGCCGAAGCUCAGUAUAAUACACCAAAGCCAUUGUACAACAGCGACCCUCAAUAUGAUCAUCCAUUUUCCCAUGGCGACAACUUAGACGUAGACCCUCCUGAUGACGAAUGGGAUUCUGAGCCUCCUCCGCUGCCCAUGGAUAUUGGUGUACCAGUACGUGCWCUUUAUGGUUAUGAAAAAGUUGAAGARGACGAAUUAACGUUUCAAGCUGGAGAUAUUUUAACAAAGUUGUCAGAAGUUGACGACCAGGGUUGGUGCUUGGGGAGGUUUGAAGGAAGAGAGGGGUUAAUCCCAGCGGACUAUGUAGAAGCAGUAUAAUGAAUUAAUGUUAGUUUGAUAUUACAAUUUAGUKAAAAGUUGGGACAAGUUCAUGUAUCGUACUAAAGCAAUACAUGUAAUUAGAAAGGCUGAAAG
Molecule: messenger RNA, 1614 nt
Organism: Exaiptasia diaphana
Lineage: Eukaryota; Metazoa; Cnidaria; Anthozoa; Actiniaria; Aiptasiidae
Product: protein kinase C and casein kinase substrate in neurons protein 2
Exons: 4
Coding region: 103-1518 (471 amino acids)
Biological process (GO): cytoskeleton organization; regulation of endocytosis; plasma membrane tubulation
Cellular component (GO): plasma membrane; endosome; cytoplasm
Molecular function (GO): protein binding; phospholipid binding
Source: RefSeq, a predicted model, not a curated record